UUCAAUUUCAUGGAAGGCCAACAACAAUUAACUGCUUCAACUCUUUUGAAACUGUCACCAAAACAAAAACAAUAACAUAAUAAAGACAAACACAAAACUUGCAGUUAUGAUCAAAUCAAUCAAUGAACACAAAAAAACAUAAAACAUUAUAUUUUUCCUCAUUUCUUCUAUGGCUUUCAAUAGUAUGAUCAUUCUUUUCUGUCUUGUUUUUCAUAUUUUUUCAUUACAAACAUGUUAUUGCCAAAACAAUUCUCCACAAAACAUAGAAACUUUUUAUCCAAAUCAAACUUCACCCUCAUCACCACCAACAAAUCAACCACCAAAGGCACAACCACCCUCACUACCACCUCAAGGACCAAUUGCGGUAUCGAAAAGUAGUUCAUCAAAUGGUGGUAAGAUAGCAAAGUUUGUGGCUGCAACUGCAGCCAUCACUAUAGUUAUUUGUGGUUUGAUCUUUAUUUUAGCUAAAAGGUGUUUAAGAAAAAGAAAGAGAUCAGGAGAGAUAAAUAACAUUGCUUCUGAUGGAGAUAGGCAACAAGUUGUUGUGCCUAAAGGGAAUGUUUUUGAAAGAAUUGACGGAAAUGUGAGAGGAUUAAUUGUUGAUGAAGAUGGUUUAGAUGUGAUUUAUUGGAGAAAACUUGAAGAGAAGAAUUCCAACAAGGAUCUUUAUAAAAAUGUGUUGAAUAGUCCUAAAAACAAAGAAGUUGGAGAAGAUAGUCAUGAAGAAAAUCAAGUGAAAAAAUCUAAGUCCAUUCAAGAAAUACCUCUUCUUAGAGGAAAAUCUUCAGCUUCACACAUAUUUCAAGAAGAGGAUGAUCUAUAUAGAAUUCCAAGAAUUCAAUCUCAACCAUCCACAAAUGAUGGUGUUCAGAAACAAGGCUUUCAAUCUCAACCAUCCAUUCUACCAUCAAUUUCAGCAGCUGCAGCACCACCUGCACCUCCUCCAAUACCAGCUAGGAAGAGUCAGGCACCACCACCACCUCCUCCAAUGAAGACAAGUAUUUUGACUUCAUCAUCAAAAGCUAUUCCUCAAAGCAAUCAAAGAAACUCUUCAGGGAAAGGCAUGAUGCAAGAAUCCAACAAUGAUCAAGUGAAAUUGAAGCCUUUGCAUUGGGAUAAAGUGAACACUAAUGCUGCUGAUCAUUCCAUGGUUUGGGACAAAGUCGAUCGCGGUUCGUUCAGGGUUGAUCAAGAUCUUAUGGAAGCUCUCUUUGGUUAUGUUGCAACAAACCGAAAAUCACCUCAGCAAAAGACUCAUUCAACAACUCCAAGCAAUGAUGCCUCAACAAAUAUUUUCCUUCUUGAUCCUAGAAAAUCACAGAACAUUGCUAUUGUGUUGAAAUCACUAGCCGUCCCACGAGGCGAAAUUCUUGAUGCACUCAUUGAUGGAAAAGGCCUAAAUGCAGAUACACUUGAAAAGCUUUCUAGACUUUCACCAACAGAAGAAGAGAAAUCUCUUGUCCUUGAUUAUAAAGAAGAUCCAGCAAAACUUGCUGCAGCAGAAUCAUUUUUAUAUUACAUCCUUAAAGCCGUUCCUUCGGCUUUUAAGCGCUUGAAUGCGAUGCUAUUCAGGGUGAACUAUGACUCAGAGGUUAUGGAAAUCAACGAUUCUUUGCAAAUCAUUGAAUUGGGAUGUAAAGAACUUAGAAGUCAAGGGCUUUUUUUGAAGCUUCUAGAAGCAGUUCUGAAGGCCGGGAAUCGAAUGAAUGAUGGAACUUCUAGAGGUAAUGCUCAAGCGUUUAACUUGAAUUCACUAAGGAAACUCAAUGAUGUCAAAAGCAACAAUGGAAAAACCACAUUACUUCACUUUGUAGUUGAAGAAGUAGUCCAAUCUGAAGGAAAACGUGCCGUUCUUAACCGGAAUAGCAGCCUAACCCGAAAUAUCAGUCAAAACAGAAGCAGCAACAUGUAUGGCAACUUAGAAACAAAUGUUGUUUCAGAUGAAAGAAAAGAAAGGGAAUACAAAAUGUUAGGACUAUCAAUUGUAGGAGGAAUAAGUUCUGAAUUUUCCAAUGUUAAAAAAGCAGCAAAUAUGGAUUAUAAUAGUUUAAUUGGUUCAAUUUCAGCACUAUCUGUUAAGCUAAUUGAGAUUCAAGAACUUGUUUCACAGUGUGAGAAUGGUGAGAGAGGAAAUUUUGUGAAAGAAAUGAACCAUUUUAUUGGAAAUGCUGCGGAAGAAUUGAAACUAGUGAGGGAAAAAGAAACAAGUGUGUUGCAGAUUCUUAGUAAAACAAAACAGUAUUAUGAAUGUGGGGGUUCAAAAGAGAAAGAAGAAAAUAAUCUUCAACUAUUUGGUAUAGUUAAGGAUUUCUUGGGAAUGGUUGAUCAGGUUUGCAUUGAAAUUGCACUUGACAUGCAGAAGAAGAAUCCUAAGAGGUAUCAGAACAAAUAAGUCCUGAGAUUUUCAAAAAAUGUUGUUGGAACAUACAAUGUCAUAUAACUCUAGAAAUGGCCAAAGUGAUUCAACUAUUGCUAGAGUUUUGUUGUUUGGAUCAAAGCCUUGGGACCUCUUCGGAUUGGCUUAUUUGAGGUUAUUUACUGCCACAAACACCUAUGAACUAUUUGAAGGAACCUACAGAAACGGCCUAUAACAUGUCUAUAAGUUGUUUUCAGCUUAUUUUCAUAAGCUAUACAGGAUAACUUACGAAAACAACUUGUACUUUAUAUGAAAACAGUUUGACUUUAUUUGCUUUUUGGUUAUCCGCUUAUAGUUUAUAUGCCAUCACUUAUAUGAUAAACACUUAUGCUAUAAGCGGCUAAUUAAGUUGUUAAUCCAAACAGACUGAGAGUUUUUGGAUGACCUACGACUACGACUAAAGACUGUGCUUCCCCGUUGAUAGUAUAGAAGUAGUAAUGUGGAAGACAACUAUGAUUUUAAAUUCAUUAUUUGUUUGUUUUAUUUAUAUGUUUAUCAUUGUUGAAAUAUUACACCAUUAACCAGAACUUAGUUGUAUUCUUCUGA
Medicago truncatula (barrel medic) is the source of this 2962-nucleotide messenger RNA. RefSeq names its product formin-like protein 4. NCBI's taxonomy places the organism in Eukaryota, Viridiplantae, Streptophyta, Magnoliopsida, Fabales, Fabaceae. The record is from RefSeq and is a predicted model, not a curated record. Gene Ontology annotation, biological process: actin nucleation; actin cytoskeleton organization. The transcript is spliced from 2 exons. Gene Ontology annotation, molecular function: actin filament binding. The coding region runs from base 170 to 2392 and encodes 740 amino acids.